Molecule: messenger RNA, 8536 nt
Organism: Trachymyrmex septentrionalis
Lineage: Eukaryota; Metazoa; Arthropoda; Insecta; Hymenoptera; Formicidae
Exons: 18
Coding region: 1900-6648 (1582 amino acids)
Biological process (GO): morphogenesis of an epithelial sheet; establishment or maintenance of polarity of embryonic epithelium; protein localization to plasma membrane
Cellular component (GO): adherens junction; plasma membrane
Molecular function (GO): protein binding
Source: RefSeq, a predicted model, not a curated record
GAGAGAGAGAGAGCGAGUGAGAGAGAGAGAGAGAGAGAGAGAGAGAGAGAGAGAGAGUGCGUAAGUGCGUAAGUGCAACGUUUUGUGUGGGAGUCGUCCGAGAAGAAUCGUAAGACUCGAUUCGAAUCACAGACUCUCCAUUCGGAGAACCCGAGAUUUCUCUCGAACGGAGACCUCGACGUUGAUCCUCAGCGAGAAGGUACGGGGAGACGCGAGGGUGUCGCCGACAGCUGAGAAGAUAUUAAAACGCGGACGAGGAGUGCCGAAAGUCGCGGGACACAUCAGUGGCGCGGUGAUGUUGAGCACGAGAUCCUCGCGGGAGCUCGUUGCAUUAGGUUCGGUCCUCGCCUUCGUGCGUCGCCUGGAGCGACACGAGGGAUGUACUGUCACUCCCGCGAGCGUGAUUUAAGCGUGAUUAAGUGACCCGUUGGGAGAGUUAUAUACCGGAAGAAACAUAAGGACAGACCAAUUUCAAGCUUUCGCGAUCGCGGAUUGAUCUGAUUCAAGUAAACGCGCGCAUGGCGAGCGCGUAAACAUCGAUAAGACACGCGCUGCGAGAGAGAGAGAGAGAGAGAGAGAGAGAGAGAGAGAGAGAGAGAGAGAGAGAAGGGGUAGUAAUUGCAUAAGGGAGUGAGAAAUACGCGCGAUGAUCACGAUCGUCGCCGGGGAAUCCCGCGGCAAGUCCAGGACAUCGUGCACCCCCGCGCUACUUGCCAGAUGCUCCGUAACGAUCGUCGUCGACGUGCGACCGUACGAAGGGUGGUAGCGCAGAGAGCAAGAUCGGAGAAGCAAAAGCAGCAGCAGCAGCAGCAGCAGCAGCAGCAGCAGCAGCAGCAGCAGCAACGACGGCAGUAGCAGCUGGUCGGAGCUAAUACGCGUUUCCGGCAUCGUGCAUCGCUGCACGGGGGUUGAUGCGGUGGAUGCGGAACGACGGGACGAUGGCCGGUGGUGCGUGCACGGAAGCGGCACAUGAAACGUUAGUCGAAACGGUGAUCAAUAAUAAGACGCUCCGGCUCGUCGAGGGAUUGUGAACCUGCGAUCGCUCUUCCUCACGUCGUGACGUCGCCGUAAGGAUGUAGGGGGGCCUGCAAUAACCGGCCCCGUAGAGGCGCCGCUUCGUUUCCUCUCCGCUUCCCUCGCGGAAGAAUCGCGAGAACGAUCCGACGGGGAGGCUAAAGCGCACGAUUUAAAAAAAAAAAGAAGAGAAAAAAGGAGUGUAAUACGUAAUAAUAAUAAAUCGCGACACAUGCCAGCGGAGUGUUAAACUUAAAGAUAAUUAUGUGUUCCUUAGUCCAUCUUUUAGGUGGCUCCGAGUUAUCGAGCGUAUAUCAUAGUUCUCGUCGUAGUAGCAAUUUUCUUAUACCAUCCUCGAGUGGAGCAUAGAUGUCUUAGUUUAGCAAAGAGAGAAAAGAGAGAGAGAGAGAGAGAGAGAAGAGGAAGGAGUAUUGGACGUCCGAUGAACGAUCGAUCUCACGAUACGAUCGUAAAUACAGCGAGCAUGUCGGAAGACGAGAUUAAAUACACGUCAGGGAAUAUGAUAAAGAAAAGCCAUUCCGAAACGGAAAACUAGACGAAGAACGAACCGUAGAUAAAAAAGAAAGAGAGAACAAGAGAGGGAGAAAGAAGUGCGUUCCGUGUCGUAAAAUAUAAUCGUUGUUAACCGGCCGCGAAGUAGGUCACAAAGUCGAUACUAAAAUGAAGUGAAGAUGCAAGAGGAAACCGGGAAAAUGGCAUGUGCUAACGACGUUAAUAACGGCGGACCGAUUUUUCGGGGCGGACCCGGCGUAGUGUGAAGUAAUUAGUGCACGUUGCGCGCGGGCGUCAUUCGCGCGGAGUGUCGCGCGAGGUAAUCUAAUAACGGACUAUCCCUAUGUGUACGGCGGAUAAUUACUAGCGAAAAUGGUCGAUGCAUACCUAGGAGGAUACGUUAUUUUACUGACGAGUGACAACGGGAGGGUCAAGCUCUACGGAUCGCCAGCGGAUAAUGGCACUCUGGAGGUGAGCGAUGAAAUUUUAGAAGUGAACGGUCGCACCUUGGAAAAUGCAACUCAUACCGAAGUCAUUCAAUACAUACAUGAGUGCAUCGACUCUCGAACAAUAUGUCUGCGUCUUCGGAGAAGCGGAAGCAGGAACGUGGAGGAGCUGGACGGGCCGAACGGAAGUGGGCGGAUACGAGACGCCUGGGUUAUCGCCGUCGAAAGAAACGCGAGGGAGAGGCUGCAGAAACUGACGGCACUCCAGAAGAUCCAGCCGCGCGACAUCCAUAGCAUUUUACAUCAGCGGACAAUAAAUUCAGUAGCGUCCACGAGCGAAGACUCCACUUCAAAAGACGUAUCGAAUGGCCAAAUUACGGUUACUUUGGCGGACAAGGAAUUGGAGACGAAUUCUUUCUCCACCAAACUUAGCAACGGUACGAUUCCCAAGGGAUUAGGAAAAGAGGCGGACAUCCGAGUGGAAAACACCUCGCAGGAGCGGAAGGACGCUUUGGAAAAGCAACACAGCUGCGAAGAGGCGAACCUCUUGCAACCGGUGCAGAGCGGAAGAAUCGGGGAACGACGGUCGAGCAGCCCUUUCCAAAAUGGUCGGACGGAAGUGCUGAUUGGCGAACCGGAGGGCGGCCCGAGGUCGCCGCGGGGAUCGACGUCUUCGGCGGUGAACGACGGCAAUUUCCUGAAUCCACCGGACGAGCGAGACGAACCAAUUUGCAGGUCCCGAAGGCGUAGCGGUAGUGGCGUGACGGACAUACAUUCUCAGCAACAGCAGCAGCAAUUGCAGUUGCAAGAGAACAACAACUCGCGCGAACAACAACUCGUGCGAACAACAAGCUCGCGCGACGCGAAGAAGCCGCAGGAGGGACUGGGGCCCGAUGAGAUGUGGGCCCCUGGCGCCCUGGGCCAUCAUCGGGAGCUACCUGUUGAUGUGCCCGACACCCUUCUACAGAAGGCCUAUCCCAACAAGGUAAAAAACUGCUCUUCCGAUUAUAGGAACGGGCUACAGCAUCGUCCCCGUAGCGCUAGCGACCUCGACCUCUCCCUAAACCUUAAAAACGAAACCCUUAAGACGCGCACCAUCGCGGACGGACGCGCUAGACUCGCAUCGAACGAUCGCACGCACGACGUCACCGACGACGCAGCCAGGACAAUUAACGUCCACAACGGUCUUCAGCCGUCCAUGCUGAAGAUCGAGCUGAAUAUCGAGGACGAGGAGGAGAAAGUGAACGCCACCAGGAAGAAUCUGGUGUUCGAGAAAUACCACGACAGCCCGAUCGCGGCCGGCUCGCCGGAUUUGAAGAGUACCUUCAAAGUUUUCGAGGUAUACGCGAACAUUGACGAGGACGCAGGCGGGCAAAAGGAGUCUAGCGUUGAUGUUGAAGACGACUAUCCUUUUGCCAAGGAGGAUUAUCCCACGAUGCUGAAGACAUGCAGUGACGAUUCCGCGAGUCCAAGAAGUUCAUCGGGUAGAUCGGACAGUACCGCACCCCUCGAUACGAGUCUAAUGCUCAGGCAUAGUAAAAGCCACAAGGACUCGCCGACCUACGACGUACGAAGGAUAGACCUCGGCUCUCCUUGUCGAUCGGUAGUACCCGAUAUCAAGGUGGCUCCGCUCUUUGGCCGAACCCGCGACGCGACCUCCUUUGACAAUCCGGCUUAUGGAUUAACGGACUUGCAGGAUCUCCAGGGUCUACUGCGAUCCGACGAAAUGUCAGACUUGACCAGACUGAUCGAUGAACAAUCUUCAAUUCCACGAACUCCGCAGGACCAAGACAAAGUCUCGCCCGUCCGUGUCAAGGAUCAGCAGAUGGAACCUUCCCAAAUCACCGAGCCAGUAGGCAAGUCCGGCAAAAGUCCGACGAAGCGUCGUUCGCACGACGAGCGAGUUAAAUUGAAGGCGAAAACCCGCAGUCUCGAUAUCGAGGAAUUGAUUCGCACUGGCUCGACCGACGAUCUUCUCGGCAUCGAAUUGAGCAAUCUCUCCUCCUCCUCCUCCUCGUCCCGGCAGCGGACGAAAAAGAAGCGGCAUCAGCAGAUCUCCAGCGGCUAUUCCACACUGAGGAGCGAGGCCUCUGGCGAUCUCGAGCAUAACACGGACCGCAGCUUCCUCGUGGUAGGGAGAAAGCCUUACCGCGAGGUAGCCGUCGAUUGUCCACCGGACUUCGUGCCGGUCACCAAGUGCCAUCCGAUAUACCCGCCGCCGAAUAAGACCCCCGGCAGCAGCAAGCACAACACCCUCGAGCCGAAGCGCGAUCGCGCGGGUGUCAUUAACGAGGCGAGUUCGCGCGCUGCGACGACGACGACGACGACGACAACGACCAUGACGACGACCACGCUCGUAGCCUCCCCUCGCCUCUCCUUGAACGAUAAUAGCUUCACGACGCUGUCUAGUGCCGACAGUAGCGCUAGAGAGACCGUGGUCGCGCGCACGGUAGACCAUAAGCACAGCUUGAAGAAGGCCGGUCUCAAUGGAGUCAAACCCGCCAUCCCACCGCGCGAUCAGAAGAGAGCACCUGCCAGACCGCCGAAAGAUAAUCUGCGCCUCUCCGCGCAGAACAAUAAUGUCGAGACGAGCGAUAACGCCAACGCCGAGCCGACGCAACAGCAGCUUCACUCUAUCAGGAAAUAUCAGGAGCAGUUACGGAAACGGAAAGAUGAGGAGGAAAGGCAGGAAAUGCUCAGCCAUUCUCUCCGUGGCUCUAAAAAGCUUCAAGCUUUGGAGAGCCACGCGACGAGUCUCAGUGGCCAGGCAAAUAUUGCUUACGCACAGGACGAGGUGACCACCGGCGUCAGUCGAAUUACACACGCCACUCCUAAUGCAGUCCAAGAAGUGGAGGAGCCGCCCAGGCCUCUCACGUACGGCGAGGUCGUUGCUACGCUGGAGAGGCUGCAGCUCCAACUGCGAAAUAUUUCAGGUGCUCUCGGUAUUUCGGGUCCAGGUGUCGAAGCCGAGCUCGAGGCAGUCCGAACACUUUUAGUGCAGAAUCAAUUUGCGUCUGCCCUGGCGACUCGUCAUGCUUUAAAAAAUCGGCUAAGGGCGAGCAAGAUUUUCAAACAUCAUGCCGAUGACGCGUCGAGUUUAGCGCGAGAUUGCGUGGAUAUCCUUGAAAAAUGGCAAUUGUCGUCGACCGCAACAGGUGUCGGCGGAGCAGAAACAAUAGCCGCCGUGGAAGAGUUAACGAGUAUUCUAACAAGUUACGACAUGGAGGCUCUGCUUCUGGCGCACGACUCUAUCGUCUCCUACGUGGAAGGUUUACAAAGGAAGCAAAGCCCGUCCUCUCCACCCAGUGGUCCGCCCAGUCCGACGUCUAGUUGGAAAGAUUCCCGUGUAGUCGACAACAUUAAAAUUAUCCGAAUUGAGAAAACUAACGAACCUCUGGGUGCUACCGUCAGAAAUGAAGGGGAUGCGGUAAUCAUAGGACGUGUCGUUCGCGGUGGCGCGGCAGACAAGUCAGGACUCCUGCACGAGGGCGACGAGGUUCUCGAGGUGAACGGAGUAGAAAUGCGCGGCAAGACUGUCAACGAAGUUUGUGAUAUUCUUGCUGGUAUGCAGGGUGGUCUCACGUUCUUGGUACUUCCGGCUCCAACGAGCCACAGAAAUAAUUUAAGGAGAGAAGACACGACUCAGAUACAUAUACGAGCGCAUUUCGAUUACGAUCCCGAAGAAGACCCGUACAUACCGUGCAGAGAGUUGGGUGUAAGCUUUCAAAAGGGCGAUGUACUCCACGUAAUUUCCCAAGAGGAUCCUAACUGGUGGCAAGCAUAUCGAGAGGGUGAAGAGGAUCAGACACUGGCUGGUCUAAUACCCAGCAGAGCAUUUCAACAUCAACGAGAAUCCAUGAAGCAGACGAUAGCCGGCGACAAAUCGACGAUGCGAGGUUCGAAAAAAUCCAGCACGCUAUUGUGCGCGAGAAAAAAUCCAAAGAAGAAGAAACGAAACAAGUUUGGCGCGAACUUCAAUGACGAUGGAUAUCCACUUUACGCGACAACUGCCAUAGAUGAUUACGACAGCGAAGAAGUGCUGACGUAUGAGGAAGUCGCCUUAUACUAUCCUCGUGCAAAUCACAAGAGGCCAAUUGUACUCAUCGGACCACCCAACAUCGGACGGCACGAACUUAGGCAGAGAUUGAUGCAGGACAGCGAACGUUUUGCUGCAGCGAUACCACAUACAAGUCGUCCAAAGAAAGAUUCCGAAGUCGAUGGGCAGGAUUACCAUUUCAUUUCUCGUGCUCAGUUCGAGUCCGAUAUUCUUUGUCGGAAGUUCGUCGAGCACGGCGAAUACGAGAAAGCGUAUUACGGCACGUCCGUGGAGGCCAUCAGGACAGUGGUUAAUUCCGGGAAAAUCUGUGUCUUAAACCUGCAUCCCCAGAGUCUCAAGAUCCUGCGAAAUUCGGAUCUGAAGCCGUAUGUUGUGUUUAUUGCGCCUCCAAGCCUCGAGAAGCUUAGGCAGAAGAGGAUCAAGAACAACGAAAGCUUCAAAGAGGAAGAAUUAAAAGACAUAAUCGAGAAGGCUCGUGAGAUGGAGGAUAAGUAUGGCCAUCUGUUUGAUAUGCUUAUCCUCAACAACGAUACGGAUCGGGCGUAUAACCAGCUUCUCACGGAGAUUAAUUCGCUCGAGAGAGAACCUCAGUGGGUGCCUGCGUCUUGGGUUCAGUAACUUAAGCGGUCUUAAUCGCCGCGCUUAAGACGAGCGUUUCUAUACGGUGUCUCGACGGUGAGGACGGCGAUCGGAGGCCAGUAUCUGCGGUAUCUGUUUGCAAGACAAGUGCUUUUACGCAAUUUUUCCAAGUAAGACUUCAAGCAAGUCUAAUAGAAAUUCGGAGAACUGGUUCUUCUACAGGUGCCUGUUACAUAGUUUUAUGUUUCUUACGCAAAUCUUAAAUCUUCCCCGGUUAUCAUAUUGCAAGUACUACUCGCCUGACAGAGUCUUCCGCGCGUGUUGUCGUACUUUGGUGCCAUGAAAAUGACGGAGCAAUCUUCAAAGGGAGAAAGGGAAGAAGAGAAAUAGAAAAGAGAAUGAAUGUUCUGCAAAAAAUUUUCACUCAACCUCUGUGACGAACUACUCCUCGACGUAGAUUCUUACAUUUGUUAUAGAAGAAAAAAAGAAUAUGGUGCUUAUAUACCACCGUGAAAGACGACAGUUUUCGAGACUCGGUUGCAUCAAUGAUGUUUCGAAUUUAAGCGAAUAUGUAAUCAAAUCGCGGACGAUAAUCUGACGAAAGACUUAAAUUUAAGUUUCCGCUUAAAUUUCAAACAGAAUUGCUGCAGUUUAGUCUACUUUUGGUAUCCCGAGAUAAUUCCGAUUGAAAUACGUUCGUACGCCGAAGUAUCAGAGGUAUUUACGAUUAAAUUCUCAUGACUGACCCAUUCCCCAAGCGGUUAACAUUAUUAUAUUAGAUGCGCGAGUAUACAAAAAGUAUCAUCUUUUCGGUGCGCCAAAGCACAUCUGCCGAGCGUUUUGCUCUUUCUUACAUAGCCCGUUCUACAUGAGGAAGUGUACCUGACCUGAUGUCUCCUAACAGUGAAAAAUUUCUAACUUGGGGGACUCGUGAAAAUAUCGUGUAAUUUUCUAUGAUCUAUCGCAUAUACGUUUUGAUAAAUUUUGAUAAGUGGAACCGGAGCUCCGAUCCAGAUUUUUUAAAAGAUUCUUAUUCAGCGUAGCACGUGCGAAUAUAUUAACGUGAUUACAUUAUUAACUCCGCGUAAUGUAAUUAAUUUUUUUUACGUUUAUAUCGCGAAUCAGUCAUACGCAUAUACAUAUAUAUAUAUAUAUAUAUUUCGCAUACGAUCAUAGAGAGUCGCAUGUUUUUUCACGUGAAAUUUUGGUUAGAAAUUUUUGGCAGUCCUGUUAUUCUAACCAAGCGGAAGCUCUUAUUAUAAAGGAAGAAAAAAAAAUUCCAAAACGACGAUCCCACAAGCAUAACGACGCACUUUAUGCGUUUCUUCGAACGCAAGAGGAAACGUCUGCGAUGUCGAAAAAGGUGAAACUCGCUAACGUUUUAUCGUUCGCCCUAGACAUUUCGUGUUUGUUUAGAGAGCAGAAACUCGUGUUUCGAACCCGUAGAUUCGUUAAACGCAAUAGACUUAGGCUCGACUGUGGUUCGGUAUACAAGCUUUUGAAAAUUUCGCAUAAAACAAUUGUUUCUCCUAAGUGUUUUUUUACAGGGAGCGAUUAUUACGCAACGCGAUCGAAUAGGGUAAAAGAUGUUUAUCUGUGUCAUUGUAUCGCUACGAAAAUAGGGAUCGAUGCGAAAUAGAAAAGAAAAAAAAAUGUGUAGUAGAGAGAGGAAGAAAGGCCACUGUGGUUUUUCAUUGGAAAUUAUUCGGUAAAUGCAAGUGCGCGAUGUGUAUCUUAUAAAUAUUCUUGCGUUAGCAAUAAUUGUGUAUUAUGUCGGAAAGUAACUUUUCUGUAUUUUUUUCUUUUCUUCGAUGACUUUAAGAGCUCCGGUAAAUUCGGCAAAGAUGUGUCCGUUCGUAUAGAGAUUGUGGGCUACUGUGUCGUGAUUAGAUCAACUGUGUAAUGUUAGUCGAUCCAGAGAGAAAAA